Oppiella nova is the source of this 1380-nucleotide messenger RNA. The record is from the annotation of a GenBank genome assembly. Lineage: Eukaryota; Metazoa; Arthropoda; Arachnida; Sarcoptiformes; Oppiidae.
AUGGCCACCAAUGAGAAGUUGAUGAGAAACACCCGGGGAGUCGCAAACUUCUGCAGCCAUUCCGGUCGCCAACUACCGAUCCCACAGCUCAGCCCUUCCCUAUCGUCGCAAUCGUCGAUCUUCGCACUCAUAUCACUCUUUUUCAUCAAUUUUACAACAAGGAACAACAUUGGUGAAACUGUGAUCGUAUGGAGUACUCGCUCGGACCCCAAUGAAUCAGUAGUCAAAUUUGGCUUUAAUUGCAGUCAUAUCUACAGGACAGCCACCGGAGAGAGAAAACUAUUAGACCAUGAUGGAGUCGUUCAAUACAUCCAUGUUGUGACUCUUAAGCAUCUGGAUCCUCAAACAAAAUACUGCUAUUAUGUGGGUUCUCACAAUUUUCCAAGGGAUCAGUACUGGUCACCGAGUGUGGCACUGGUCGGGGAUAUGGGUGUGGAAAAUGGACGCGCUAUUAAAAGUUUGAUUGACAACUCAGCCAAAGGAAAAUUUGAUGUCAUUAUUCAUAUUGGUGACAUCGCGUAUAAUUUAUAUGCUUAUAAUGGCAUAAUUGGAGACUCAUUUAUGAAUGCUAUCCAACCGUUUGCUGCUACCGUUCCCUAUAUGGUUAUCCCAGGGAAUCAUGAAUACCAAUGUUACGAUGACCGGUGUCCUGGUGAUUUCGGGACGAGUUAUGAGACCAGGUUCAAAAUGCCCAAAACCAAUGAUAACAUGUAUUACACGUUCACUUUGGGUCCGGCGCUCUUCAUCGGCAUUAAUACCGAAGUUUACUUCGAGGAAGAAAUGAGUGAUUUAGAGGUGUCUCAGAAACAGAUCAAAUGGUUGAGACAGACGUUGCGUGAGGCCAAUAAGCCUGAGAACAGGGCCAGACAUCCCUGGAUUAUUCUCUAUGGACACCGACCCCUCUAUUGCACAGCAAGUGCUGAAUGUAGUGAUGGUCUUGCACUUGAUGUGAAGGGGAACGGCACCAUCGAUGGCAGUCUUUUCGAUAUCGAUGAUAUACUUUAUGAUUACGGAGUGGACUUAGCCUUCUGGGGUCACCAACACUAUUAUGAACGCAUGUUUCCCGUCUAUAAUCAAACGGCUUAUGUGAAUUCAAUGUACGAAAAUGCUUUUGUCAAUCCGAGAGCAACCGUUCAUAUAGUAUCGGGAACUGGAGGAAUGCAUUCGGGAACUGAAGAAUUCAGUAAAACACCCGCCCUUUGGACAGCUUCUCGGUCUUCAGCCUAUGGUUACACCCGAUUCACGGUUUUAAAUGACACUCACCUAUACUUAGAGCAGAUCGAUGUCGACAGGAAAGAUUUGGUGAUUGACUCCAUUUGGAUGGUUCAGUCAAACCACAUGCCAUUCCCCAUGAAAAACAAGGAACUCAAGUUAAAGUGA